Messenger RNA from Candidula unifasciata, 1180 nucleotides. The record is from the annotation of a GenBank genome assembly. NCBI's taxonomy places the organism in Eukaryota, Metazoa, Mollusca, Gastropoda, Stylommatophora, Geomitridae.
AUGUAUUUUGAAAAUAUAAGUCGAAGAAUAAUAAUUUAUUGCGUAUUUGCAUGUACUUUUAUUUUGUCAACGUCUGGACAUUUAUCUUUCAUUAAAGAACACGCAGAACAAAAGAAGCGGACAGUUGUCCACAUGAGUAUGACAGCAAAUGAGCCACAGCAAUCAUGGGCUUAUGUGACAGUUCGCCCUAAAGCCCAUGUCUUUUACUGGCUGUAUUACACAACCCAUUCAAGUGGAUUCAAGGAAAGGCCUCUCAUUCUUUGGCUACAGGGUGGUCCAGGUGCUUCUGGGACAGGCUAUGGUAACUUUCAAGAGAUAGGUCCACUGAAUGUUAGUUUGAAUCCUAGGAACACAACUUGGCUGCAGACAGCUAGUCUGUUGUUCAUUGACAAUCCAGUUGGAUCAGGAUACAGCUAUGUUGAUGAAAAAGAUGCCUAUACUACAGAUGUGGCUCAGAUCUCUGCUGAUUUACUGGCUGUUAUGAAAGCUUUCAUAAAGUCAAAUCCGGACUUCAGUGCAACUCCAUUCUACAUCUUUUCUGAAUCAUAUGGUGGAAAAAUGACAGCAGCUUUCAGUGCUGUUUUGUAUGAUGCAGCUACUAAAGGUGACAUCAAGAUUAACUUCAAAGGAUUAGCUCUGGGUGACUCCUGGAUAUCUCCUGUGGAUUCUACCAAUUCCUGGGGUCCUUAUCUCUAUGCAACAUCAGUAGUAGAUGUAACGGGACUUGACAGGAUCAGUGUGGCUGCUAAGCAAGUUGAAGAUCUUGUUAAAGAAGGGAAAUUUAAGGAGGCUACAAAUGCCUGGAGUAAUACAGAAAAUGUGGUGGAAAUGACAAGCGGUGGAGUGAACUUUUACAACAUUCUAGACUGGGAUGGAUCAGACAGCAACAGGAAAUAUGGAGGGCUAGAUUCAAGAAGUCCUUUGGAAAAGCUUUAUGAUCGCCAUGUGAGACCCAUGGCUAAUGAUGAUCUGGAUGUUCUCAUGAAUGGUCUUAUCAAAAAGAAACUUAAAAUUAUUCCUGAAAAUGUAAAAUGGGGAGGACAAUCAGGCGAAGUUUUUGAAUAUCAGUCAGAGGAUUUCAUGAAGAAUGUAACAUCAACAGUCAACCAUCUGAUACAGACAACACCUCUGAAAGUGAUUGUGUACAGUGGGCAGCUGGAUCUUAUUUGUGAUGUUCUAG